Messenger RNA from Ciona intestinalis (vase tunicate), 2873 nucleotides. Lineage: Eukaryota; Metazoa; Chordata; Ascidiacea; Phlebobranchia; Cionidae. The record is from RefSeq and is a predicted model, not a curated record.
UUCAUACUUUUUACGUUGGAGAUAAAUUUUGUUAUUCACGUAAAAUAAAUCCUGCGUAUAGCAAAUAAAAUAUUUUAAACAAAAUGGCAAAGAAAGCAAAACGUAGACCUAAAUUCAAAACCAAGAAACGCGCAAAACUAAAACCCAAGAAAAAUAAAAACAAAAAGAAUAAGUUGCGAGCAAAGCUGAGCGCCUUGGCACAACAGAGGAAACUAGAGGAGCUGUCUUCUGCCACUGCUACAGAAACGAAGAGUUCUUUCGUCCAGUCACCGCAAACGGAGAGUACUGUGGCACAGUCAUCGAAGUCAUCAAGUAAAGACACCAGUGAACAAACAUCAACCUUGUUUAAUUACAAGCCUUUAACAACUACAUCGAAUUGUAAGAUUAACCAAGAGAAAAAGAAAGCUGCACCUUUACAGCAAGCAAAACAAACCGAUAUCAAGAAACUUGAGACGCAUCAGAAAAGAGCAUUAGCUAUCCUGCAUAACCACUUGGUUGGAACUGAAGUUCGUUUCCAGCGAGAUGUCUAUGAACUGGAGAAAAUCUAUAUAAACAAAUACUACAAACCAUUGCUUGCUUGUAGGAAAAUGCUGAUCUGUGGAGUUCAGGGUGGAUCGCCCUUAGACUUGGAACAUGUAGAAUCAUGCUGCUCUGUAUUUGAAGCAAACGACGAAGACUUCAAGAGGUUAAAAAUGCAUCUACAAUUUAUUAUUGAUACCGGUGAAACCAUGGAAUUCUCGGAGAACUUCUGGCUGACAGCCAUGAUGAAUUCGGAUCCAAUUCUACAAAAAUUGAUCCACUGGUCUGAUAUUCCGAAGCUGCAAUAUCUUACUGAUAUCAGUUCUGAUCACGUCGAAGUAGCGCCGGGUGAAUUUAGAAAAGACAACGCUGUUGGAUUUGAACUGAAAUUUCAAUUUCGCGCGAAUCCAUUUUUUACAAACCCGGUUAUUUCAAAACGUUACGUCAUCGACCUGACCCCGGAUGACGAGGAUUACGUCAUAACCGACGAAGCGGCUACGUCACAAAUAAAGUUAUCGAUCAACAGAAAGGAAGAUUGUGAUGCAGAUGGCGAAGAAAGUGAACACGACUUUCAUUCUACGAUGGGAUCCGUGAGAAACAAGCGACUUAGAAAAGUUGAAAGUUUACUCGAUUACAAAGGUCCACAAGUCGUAGCAAUAAAAAGCACGAACAUUGACUGGUACAAGCCACCGUGCAAUCAUUCAGAUUCGGAUGCGGCUUCAGGUUCCAGUAUGUCACAACCAAAAUCCUUUUUCAACUUUUUCAAAUCAAACUGGAACGAAUCUUCGCCAGGUGUUUCCGCAACACACAUACAGCAAGAUUAUAGAGUUGGAGCGUAUAUCCGUGAUGUCCUGAUACCUCGAGCUUACUUUAUAUACAGGCGCAAAGUGAACCUGGCCCACGAUUCAGAUUCUGCUGUUGAAUCAGUUUCAAAAGAACCGACCGUAUCCAAUAGUCGAACUCAAGCACAAACAGUCGUGGGUCAAAUCCCGUCCAAGGUAUCCAACCAGCCCAUUAACACAUACCAACACGACGACGACUUUUCCCUACCACUUCCUGACGAUAUUCUAGAGGAGUAUGAUGGAAUCGAUGCCGAUCCACCUUCAGGAACAUCUUUCAAACCAACUUCAAUACCUGAUUCGCCAACUGAGCCAACUGUAAAAACGAUCUCCAAACAAGAAAUAAUAAAAGAAUACGACAAAAUCGACGAUGAUAUAAAACUUCCAGCAGCCAAUAGAACAUCCGAAGCAGCGUCGUUAGGAUCUCAAAAAGCUCCACUAAACACUAAAAUAUCUGAAGCUCUUUCGAUCGGUUCCCAAAUCAACCAAAGGCAGAGUAUUUUAGAUGCUACAAACAAGACUCCUGGGUCUAUGGUUAAUAACUAUGACGAUGUAGACGAGGCCGUCCCCGCCCAACACCGUGUAUCUGCAUUAGGGGGAAUGGAUAUAGACAUUGACGAUGAAUUGCCUGCUAAAAUUCCAAGAAUGGAUUCAGCCCAGUUUGAAAGGAGUCAACCCAGCUUACAGGAAGCACCCCCUACGUUUAACGGAACUUUCGAAUCUGUUUCCAGCUCCAGACGGAGAAUGGAAGGUCUUGUAGAUCGAGUGAAUAGUAUCAUUCGACGACAAGAGGCGGGCCUACCAGUCCGAUACGAAGACAGCGAGCCUACGGAGAAUACGUGUGAUGUUGCGAACGAGCUGGCGCACCUUCGUGACGUCAUCGAAAUGGAGCAGGGAAGUGAGAUUGCGUCAUCGGAUCACGUGUAUUCAAAAUUUGGGGAGGUCGCAGACGACGAAGAAGAAUGGACAGAGUACAACCAUAGCGUGAAUCGAGCUUUUGAAAGGAUUCGGUCCAACUUAAAAAGAGGGAUACCAGUUGAACCAAGUCAAACAGCGUCAAUAGAUAUAUCCAGCUUUCCGUCCACAAAAGAUAGCGACUCGAAUUCACAUAAAGUUGUUUUCCGUGACGUGUCGCCGUAUCCUAGCGACGGCGAGGUGGACGGAAGUGACGUGUUAAGCACGGCGGUAGAAACCUCCGAGCCAGUUACAGAUGCAUUUGUUAACGUUACGUCGCCAAGCAGUUCGGAGAUGGAUACCGAAUGUGAAGCGUUAAAAAUGCCGGAUAUCGGUUUAACACAACCGAUCAGCAGUGCAGCGCCCAAGUGUUCAACUGGUGUCAGAAACAGAGAUCAACAACAAGACGAUAGUGACGUCAUAAUCGACCACGACAGUGAAGCACCGGCCACACCCCCGCUUGACGAACCAAGUCCGUGUGUCCAACAAUAAAAACAACCUAACCAGGAAAUCUGAUCUGUCGCCAAAAAUUUGUAACACAAAUACAAUAUUCAACAUGUA